GCCAGAUCAGUACUUCACAGAUCGACUAAGUGGCCAGGAUGAAUAAGUUGAUACUUUCACUGUUUGUCGUUGUGUGCGUUGCCGCCAUCAAUGCCAGAGGUGAUGAGGUAGAUGGGGCCCUCUACGACACGGAUUACUCCCAGUCGACGGGCCUGGUGUUCCCACGUGACUGCAAGAGACGCAAUUUGGUGAAAUACGCCCGGAAAUGCGAUCUAACGGUCACCAGGAGAGGGAAAUGGUACAUCGUCAAGGACCCCGACACUGAUAAGCGAAUCGCGGUCAUCCCGCGAAAUGUAAGAAAAAAUCGUCGGUGCCGGAGAAUCAUCAACCGUCUGACCGCUCGAUGUGAAGGAGGUAGUACAACCACUGAACCUUCUACUACACAGCCAUCAGCAUACUACGGCGAACCAGAAUACUACAAACAAAUCGAAACACCUGAAGACGAUGCUACGGCACAAUUGUACGAGACCUACGAAUACAAAGAUUACUAAGAAAUUCAAUAUUUAAAAACAAGCCUCGCUCUGGGAAAACAGGGUUUAAUACAAAUGUUACAAUUUGUUACAUAAUAUUCAUACUGGCAUUGUUUUUGUAAAUCAGAUAAAACAUUAACUGUUGUCUUAAUCCACAAUCAAAACGAAAUAGAUUUUUAUAGUAUUAAUUAUUGAAUCAUCAAACUAGUGUUUAAUAUGUUUGAAAUGGAAACGCUAUUAAACCAGUUGAUGUAAGCGUGUAUAUAUUGAAAUACCCAAUACUAUUUGAUUAAAAUUAACAGCUGAAA
Dreissena polymorpha is the source of this 778-nucleotide messenger RNA. RefSeq lists its product as uncharacterized. NCBI's taxonomy places the organism in Eukaryota, Metazoa, Mollusca, Bivalvia, Myida, Dreissenidae. Bases 39 to 491 code for a protein of 150 amino acids. The transcript is spliced from 3 exons. The record is from RefSeq and is a predicted model, not a curated record.